AUGGUGGUAGGGGUCGCGGGCGCCCCGCGGGUCGAGGGUGAAGUGUCAAAUGACUUGAAGGCAUUACGGACUAAGCCCUUGAACCUCCUCCGCAAUAUAAAUAAGCAUCCCGUUGGUAGUAGGAACACGUGCCUGUACCACAAGCUGCCCUUAGUCACUACACCACACGUGUCAGUAACUGGGCGCCACGCUCCUCACUCACAGACCAGGUCGCUGCCAAAUGUAAAAACUAAUUCCGCGACUGAUGCUGAUUCAAUCCGGAACAGUGAGUCAGUGCUUCUAGGAAACAUUGACUCACUUCCGCUCCCACCGAGCGACCGUGGUGAGGAAGCUGGCUGA
This is a messenger RNA of Danaus chrysippus (African queen), 339 nucleotides long. The record is from the annotation of a GenBank genome assembly. Lineage: Eukaryota; Metazoa; Arthropoda; Insecta; Lepidoptera; Nymphalidae.